This is a messenger RNA of Melampsora larici-populina 98AG31, 1101 nucleotides long. RefSeq lists its product as uncharacterized. The coding region runs from base 1 to 1101 and encodes 366 amino acids. The record is from RefSeq and is a predicted model, not a curated record. Gene Ontology annotation, biological process: aromatic amino acid biosynthetic process. Gene Ontology annotation, molecular function: 3-deoxy-7-phosphoheptulonate synthase activity. Gene Ontology annotation, cellular component: cytoplasm. The transcript is spliced from 7 exons. NCBI's taxonomy places the organism in Eukaryota, Fungi, Basidiomycota, Pucciniomycetes, Pucciniales, Melampsoraceae.
AUGAACUACGAAUGUGAAGAAGAUCUCAGAGUAGACGGAUAUGAUCCAUUAAUCUCACCACUUUUAUUGAAAUCUGAAAUCCCUCCUAGUCAUCGUUCGAAAGCUAUUGUAGGUAGAUCAAGACAAGCAUGUGCCGAUGUGAUUUCUGGUAAAGAUCAUCGCUUGAUUGUCGUUGUUGGUCCUUGUUCGAUCCAUGAUACUGAACAAGCUCUUCAAUAUGCAAAAUUACUUUUAUCUGAAGUUAAAAACUUUCCAGAUUUAGUGAUUAUCAUGCGUUCUUACUUUGAAAAACCUAGAACAACUGUAGGAUGGAAAGGAUUGAUUAAUGAUCCAGAUCUAGACGGAUCUUUCAAGAUCAACAAAGGAAUGAGAAAAGCCAGAGAAUUAUUAAAUACUUUAACUGAUAUGGGAAUGCCUGUAGGAGUUGAAUUGUUAGAUACGAUCAGUCCACAAUUCUUAUCUGAUUUAAUUUCUUGGGGAGCUAUUGGAGCAAGAACUACUGAAUCUCAAUUACACCGAGAAUUAGCUUCUGGAACCUCACACCCGAUCGGGUUCAAGAAUGGAACUCAAGGAGACUUACAAGUGGCUAUCGAUGCUAUCAGAGCUGCUGCUUGUCCCCAUUCCUUCUUGGGUGUUAAUGACCAAGGUUUAGCUUCGAUUGUCAAAACUAGUGGGAACCCUGAUGUACAUGUGAUCUUGAGAGGUGGUAAAGUACCUAACUACGAAGCUCAGUUUGUCAAAGAAGCCAGAGACCAACUUGUGAAAGCCAGACCUGCUUUCCAUCCUGCAAUCAUGAUCGAUUGUUCUCAUGGAAACUCACAAAAAGAUCAUCGUAAUCAAAUUAAAGUAGUUAACAAGAUUUGUGAACAAUUGAUCGAUGGUGAUCAAUCGAUUUCAGGAGUCAUGAUCGAAUCUCACAUCAACGAAGGACGUCAAGAUGUUCCAAUCGAAGGUCCUUCAGCUCUCAAACCUGGUGUCUCGAUCACCGAUGCUUGUGUGAAUUUCGAAACAACUGUUCAAAUGUUAACACAAUUACAAUUAGCAGUAGUCAAACGAAAAGAAAUCAGAUCUCUUAACACCAAUGGUUCUCAUGAAACCUAA